Messenger RNA from Mytilus trossulus (common blue mussel), 6775 nucleotides. Its product is annotated as transmembrane protein 128-like. The coding region runs from base 52 to 651 and encodes 199 amino acids. The record is from RefSeq and is a predicted model, not a curated record. The transcript is spliced from 4 exons. NCBI's taxonomy places the organism in Eukaryota, Metazoa, Mollusca, Bivalvia, Mytilida, Mytilidae.
UUAUUCAAACGCGUAGAAGAUUAAGGUAGAAUAUUUAUUGGAAAAUAAAAAAUGGCAGAGACCGAAAAUUUGUUGGUGACUGAUGGUGCUAAUAUGGAAAAUAUCAGACAUCGGGUGCAAAGAAAAAUUGCUGGGGCUUAUUUAGAAGUUAUAGACCCAGAUGCUCUAGACAAAGAGAAGCCUAAUGAAAAAUAUACUUUGAGUCAGAAUAUGGACAGUAAGACACAGCAAAAGUUUGAGAAAAAGUUUGAAAAAUAUAGAACUAAAGACUAUCCAUACAGCAUACAGAAUAUCUUAUGGUUCAUAGGUUCUAUUGCAUUGUUUUACUACACAGAUUUCUAUGUUGCCGUGAGGUAUGAUCCCAGGGUAAACAGAUUAUGGUUCAACAUUGGUGCCAUUUUGAUUUUGAUCAAUAUUGGAAUAGCAGGAUUCCUAAUUGUUUAUUUAUCCUGGAUAAAGAAAAUGAGUUCUGAUGAUUGGGAAAAGACUUGUCCUGCAGCAAUACCUAUAGCUACAGGAGCUUUUAUAAUGGGAGGAGUGUGUGUAACAGUUGGAUUGUGGCCAGUAUGGAAUAUUUUCACCCCAUUUAUGUUAUUUACAUUUUUCAUGGGUUUUGUUGUGACGGUGGCAAUGAUACCAAAUUUUUUAUAAGAUGAUAAACAGGCUACAGGAAGACACAGCAUGACAACAGAAGUGUUAAAGAUUUUAUCCUUAUUCUGUGUUGUUUUGAUCAAUUUAAUCUUUUUAUUUGUUGAAAAUUGCAUCAAUUGAUUAAUUUGCUGUAAAUCAACUGCAUGAUUCCAGGAUAGUUUUUGUUUUCAAAAUGUAUUAUUAGUAAUUACUAUUUAGACUUGGAUAUGAGGGUUUUACAUAUGAUAAAAGACAACGUCUGUAUUGAUAAAUAUUUGGGAUGGUUGUUUGUAAGUUUAUUAUUUCUUUUGUUUGCUUUGGGGUAGUAAUAGACAGCAAGCAUUUAUUUAUUUCACUUGACAGAAGUUCCACUUGGCACUUUAUAAAUAAAUAAUGCAAUGAUAUAUGUAUAUACUUCUAAUUCCUGAUACAGGAUCAUACAGGACUACAUGUAGUUUUAUACAGGAACCUUAUGUUCAGCAUUAUUUGUUACUAUAAAAACACAGUUUUUCUAAUAUGAUUGAACUUAUUAAAUGAAAAUUUGUCUUAUUCCUUUACCAUUUCUAGGUCUAGGAUUGAAGAAAUGAAAUGAUUUUUUUGGCCUAAUUUCUUGCAUAUUUUCAGCUUAUGAUAUUUUAGGGUGAGUUUUGAAGAAUUUUUCAGUGGCGGAUCCAGGGGGGUUUCGGGGGUUGGAACCCCCCCUUUUUUUUGGCCGAUCAAUGCAUUUGAAUGGGAACAUAUAGUUGGAACCCCCCUUUUUAAAAUGGCUGGAUCCGCGCCUGUUUUAAGUGUUAAAAUUUAAAUUAUGGAUUGAAUCAACCCGACUUCUUUAAAGUUCAUCUUCAAUCAGAAUCAUAGUUGCAAGAGAAUAGAGUUAAACUAACUAUAUUACUAUUUAAUUUUCAUUUUCACAUCAUGUUGAUUUACAGUAAUUAUUGAAAUUUCUAAUUUAUAUUAUUUUCAUUUCUUUCAUUAUGUUGAUGUUAUAAUUUCAGUAAUUAUCACUAUUUUUCUUAUGCUAUUUUGGGGAUGCAGACAAUCAUGUCUAUUUGUGUUCGUUUUUUUUUUUUUACAUUUGAUUUGAUUUUAUAGUCUGUUUAUGUCGAUAGAGUGAAAUACUCAGUUUUCAGUCCAAAUUGAACUCUGCCAAAAGUACAAAUGUUUAAACUCAUGCACAUUCUAUUUAUUUUUAUUGUUUACUUUUUGUACUCACUUAUCGUACUACUUUCAGACAGUUGCAAGGAUGUCUCUGAUGCCCCUGACUGACCCUGAGGGUGUUAUUUGGGGACAUAAGUCACAUGAUGUUAGUCAAACUUAUAUUAAUAGCAUAAACUGUAAAUUCAGCAUUUAUUGCAUUUUUUUUCUAAUGCUAAUAGAGUGACUUUGAUAGUAUUGCAAUGAUUAGAAAUAGCAUUCGGAAAUCUUGUGGAAUUUCCUAAAAUUACAAUAACUAAGUAAUAAUCUGGGUCAAGUCAAAACCCUGUGUGUACAGUUGUUAAGUGAUCUGACAGGGAUAAAUUUUCAGUGGUAGUUAUUUGUCACUGAAACUUAAUAAAAUGUAAUAUUGCUUGAUGCUUAAAAUGUAACUAUAAGGUUUUAGUCUGUUCAAUUAGCUUUUAGAAUUAAGAAAUCUAAACUUCUUCUUUUAUUACUGAUUUUAUACCAUACUUAAAUUGGUGGAUUGAUUGUCGAGUUGAAAGUAUAUAUAUCUUAUCAUUGCAAAGCUGAUGUUAAGUUAAAAAUAUAUACUAGUAUAUCAUAUCAUUGCAGUGCUGAUCUACAUUAAAACAAACUUAUCUUCUAAAUUUUAUGAGGCAGUAACAAAAAGCACCUGAAGUGUAUUCAGAGAUAUUUUUUUGUAAGUACAUUUUGGUAGAUCAGUAUUAUUAUGGUAAUUCUGUCAGAUUCUUUCGGCUAUUUAUAGAUUUGAUAUAAGAACUUUAUGAAGAAAUGUAAGCUUACUUGUCCAAUACUUAUAAUAUCAAUAGUGGUGCUAAAUAUUUUUCUUUCUCCUAAGAUAAAAUAAUCUGAUCACAAGUAUAAAAUUCUAUAAAUAUUUAAAGUUCAUUUGUUUCACAUUUUGAAUGGUGUGAUACUGCCCAAGUGGGUCAAAUUAGUAAAGUGUGGUUGAGUUUUUUAAAUGGAAAUCUAUCAAAACCUUUCAGAUACCUCAUUUGGCCGUUAGAAAGACACAGCAGAUUUAUAAAAAAUGUCAUCUGAUACAAUUUUUUGAAACAACCACUUCUCUAGAAAUAUGUUUUAUAAAAAAACUAUACAUUAAAAAGUACAGUAGACACAUGCAGUGUAAAAAUUUUAUAACUUUGGUAUUGAAAUGAUGAAAAUAAGUGGGAAGGUAAAAACCCAAAUAAUACUUUGUGUGGAAGGAAUAUUUUAGAGUAUGCGAACAAAAAGCUGAAGUAGUUAUUUGGUAAAAGUGAAAUAAAAUGUAUUCGUUUCUCUUCUAUAAUAAGUGCCAGUAAAAACAAUAAAAAAUAAUUAAUACCUGUCAAAAGGAUAUUUCAUUUAUUGGUUUUGUAAACUUGCUAUAUUUUGUAAUUAUUUAUAGCAGAAAAGAAUGCUGGUGACCUUGUUAAUACAUUUCACUCUCAAGGUUUAUUUUUCUGUCAGAUGGGAUUGAAAACUUAUGAUGUAAAUUCAGACAAGAUAGUAUUUUUGUAUAUUAUUAAAACCCAUGUUAUCUUUUAAGAGGAUGAAGAAAACCUGCUGAGUUCCAUUAAAAAAAUAUUUUUCGUUAAGUGUGGAUUCUUGCUCACAAAAUUAUUUUUUUAAUUCUUGCUCAUGUUCUUGCUUCAUGGAGAUAUGGAGAUAGUGAUUUAAAAUAUUUAGAUAGUUUUUUUUCAAAUAGAUGGUGCAGACAUUCCUUAAUUUUAUUUAUUUUUAUACAAUUAGAAUAAAGAGUGCAGAGUUUUAGAUAGCAAUAGAUAUAUUAUUUUUCCAUAGAGAAGAUAUUUAUUAUAUAGUUAGGGCUUGAAUGCCAGACCAUGUGUGUUGUUAAUGUUGUAAUAAUCAUUUUAUAAUCCUCAGUAUUAUUUUAUAUGUAUACAUGUAUCAUUUUAAUCAUUUCAUAUUCAGAAGCUCUUUACAGUUAGAUUCAUUCAUGAGUUAACCAAAUAAUCAAUUCAUUUUUUUCAGAAUCUAUAAAUGCAUUCAUGGUAAUGUUUUUAAAAACAUACACCAAAAAGUCUUUAACAAUGUAAAUUCAACACAAUGUUAUGUUUUUUUUAUUAUUGGGUAUGCAGAAUAAAAUUUCCCAUAAUCCUUUAAGAGUACAAAUAUAAAUGAAUUGAAAAUGUAGAUUACAUUAUUGUGACUUAAUUUGAAAAUUCACUGUUCACAUUUGUAUCAUACAUGUAUUUAAAGCUUCAACCCUAACAGAUUUGCCCAUCAAGUUAAAAGCUGUUAACACCCAACAGUUUUUGCCAUGCUGGAGAAGUAAACCAAGGACAUUUUAAGAAUUCUCGUAAUAUCAUUGGAUGCAUUCUUUGUUAAAUCUAACUUUGUACAGAUAUAUAACUUUAGAUGAAUUCGUGAAUCUUAAAUUAAUCUGAAUUGAGCUCAUGAGAGAAAACUGAAAAAUGAAUAUUUGUUAGUUAAAUUUUUCAUUUUGGAUAUAUUUUGAUUUUGUUUAUCAUCAGCAUUAUUUCAUCAUCAUAUUUUUUUUAUAUAGAAUUGAUAAAUUCUGAUUGGUCUCAUUUUUCACCUUAAGUCCAUGAUGAUAAUUUUUUUCAUUUCCCAAUGUUAGUUAGUGAUUGUUGUUAUAGUUCAUAUAUAUUGAUAAAUUUAUUACAAAAUCACAGUUUACUAGAUUGUUUAUUAUGUAAAGCAAACAUUUUGCAGCUGUUACUAAGAAAAUUAUUCCACUUAACUGAUCUUUAUCCGAAAUAGGACGGUUUGAAUUAAGUUUCUAGAAAUAAAUGCAAUAUUAAUCACUUCAAAAAGUUAUUAGCCAAAUCUUCCUGCAAAAAUCAUGUUAAUGUCACACCUAGAUAUAUCAAAGAGGUCACAAAUGUCAGACAUUUUAAAUAAGGUCAAAUACUGUAUAUACCAAAGUUUAAAAUUUCUUUUCUAACAUUGCUUCAGUGAGAUUUGCUGGAAAGAAAUUUUCCAAUGGUAAUUUGAGCUUUUAAAUUGAACAAAAGAAUAUCCAAUAUAAGGAAUAACUGUCUCUUUUGUACUUGUUUUCCAAAGUUGUGAUUAUUUUUAUGGAUUUGUAAAUUUUGUCUACAAUGAUGUACAUUGCGGAACACUAACCAAUGCCCACAUUACCAACAUUUUUUAUUUUUAUUUUAUAAGGCCCAUGUACUUACUGUAGGGUGGAAGUACAUGUUUGUAUGAUGUGUUAAUGCUGACCAUACAUAUAACAUUUGUCACUACCUGCGAUAGGACACUGGUACUUGCUAUGAGUUUAUUCAGACCAUGCACAUACCAUUUGUCACUACCUGGGAUAGGACACUGGUUUUUGCUAAUCUUUUUGUAAUCUCACAGCUCAGUUUAAUGCUGACUGUGAACUUUUGUUUAUUUUAACCAGUUUUUUUUUACAGUAUACUGUGAAGUGAUUGUUGCUUUUUAUUGACCAGCUUGCAGAAAAUAUCCCUUCUUUUCUUCAUAUCAUGGUACACUUACCAGAUAUUUUCUAAUUCAUGGUAUAUUGACAAAAAAAAAUAAUUUAGGAGCAAUUUUGUUACAGUUGAGAUUUGCAUAUGUCAUAAUUACACAUAUCCUAACAUAUGUCAUAAUUACACAUAUCCUAACAUAUGAAAUAAUUACACAUGAUCAGUUUGAUAUGUUUCAAAAUGCAUUUUAAGUACAGUUGAACCAUUUUAAAUUGGUAACCUUCUGAAAACAAAAGACAAAGCAAACUUAAUAAGAGAGAUAACUAGUAAAUAAUACAUUUACUUUAAAAAGAUCUAUAAACUAUUCAAUAUUUCAAAUAUGGAUACUGUGAACCUCAGUUUGAUUUUACUUUUUGUUCAUUCAAUUUUGAACUGAUGUGAAAAUAAAACAAAUAACAUUUCACAUAAUUAACAUGAGUACAGAAUCAGAUCCUAACGACAAAAUGAUAGAAAUAGUAAAACAAGUAUAGACCUCAAAUCCUAGGCUUCAGAUGAAUAAAUUCAACUCAGUUCUCAAAGUACUACAAAUACAACUUUUGUUCGCGAAUCAGCAAAUCCAGUAUUUUGAUUUCUGAGUUCGAGUGCUGUUAUUGUACUUGAAAUUUUGAUGAUUGCAAAGCCUGAUUGUCUCUAUCUCAGGAACUGUACCAUACUUUGUUGUGUAAGAGUCAUUGAUGAAAUAACUAUGUUAGAAAUUUUUCAGCUAAUGUUUAAAGCCAUUACUAUGAGUAUUUGUAUAAUAUAUUUAUUCUACUUUGAUUGCACUAAAAUAAAAGCAAUAUUAUUUGUAUUUGAUGUAAUCCAUUUUAAAAUAAUAUAUCAUUAUGAUAGGUAACUAUGUAAGUGCUGUUGGGAAUUAACAACCCAUAUAUAAGCUUGUAUGUGACUUUUCAAAGACCGAAAAAAUAUUUAAGAGCUGAUCUCAGUCUGAUUAACAUCAUUUAUAUUAUUGCCUUUAUUUCUGACAGAUAAGUAUAGAUUAUCCAGUUUACUACACUGACAUUGUAAAAUAUCAGCCACAAUCGAGUGUGUGCGACAGAUGAGCAAGAGCUUCACAUUAUGAAGAGAAGCUGGGUAUUUUACAAAAAUCUAUACAUAGAAAAUUCAAUCAUCUGUUUAUCAUUCUAUAACUGUUUUUUCCCAGUCCCAUAGACAGUUAUACACUUGACAAAAUUAAGCUUGAUAAAGACUCCCAACACAUUGUAACGUGGCUGAUAUUGUCUGCUCUGGUCUCAAAGCCUUGAUACGAGAAUUACAGAGUGACUGAGCCGGGUGAAGUAGGCCAAGGGAAGAACAAUGAACAAAUUUUGUUUCCAUUAUGUACUAAUUUAUAUGAGAAAGAAUAUUCUCUAUAAUUCUGACAUGAAUGAUUAUAACUCUGUAAAAGUAUAUUAGCAUAUUUUAUUUUGUAAUUCUGUGAUAAAAUUGUACAAAGAACAUGUAAUUUAUUUUGUAAUAGUUUGUUGUUUUAUUAUAAACCAUUUUACAAAUAAAAACUGACAGUUGUUUUA